AUGGCGGGUCCGAAUUUGGAGUGUCGCAUGUACGAAUCCCGGUACCCGGAAGUAGACAUGGCGGUGAUGAUUCAGGUCAAGAACAUCGCCGACAUGGGUGCCUACGUCUCCUUGCUCGAGUACAACAACAUCGAAGGUAUGAUCUUGUUCUCCGAGCUCUCCCGCCGCCGGAUUCGUAGUGUCAGCAGCUUGAUUAAGGUCGGCCGCAUCGAGCCCGUGAUGGUGCUUAGGGUUGAUAAGGAGAAGGGAUACAUUGAUUUGAGUAAGAGGAGGGUCAGUGAAGAGGAUAUUCAAACAUGCGAGGAGAGGUACAACAAGAGUAAGCUUGUUCACUCCAUCAUGCGCCACGUUGCUGAGACUCUGGGAAUUGAUUUGGAGGAGCUGUACAUCCAUAUUGGCUGGCCUCUGUACCACAAGUAUGGUCAUGCUUUUGAGGCAUUCAAAGUCAUUGUGACUGACCCUGAUACAGUUCUUAGUACCCUUACCCGUGAAGUCAAGGAAGUUGGUCCUGAUGGACAGGAGGUAACCAAAGUUGUUCCAGCUGUAACUGAGGAAGUGAAAGAUUCUCUGGUGAAGAACAUCAGGAGAAGAAUGACACCACAGCCUACGAAGAUACGAGCUGACAUCGAAAUGAAAUGCUUCCAGUUUGAUGGUGUCCUUCACAUCAAGGAUGCAAUGCGGAAGGCAGAAGCUGCUGGUAAUGAUGAUUGCCCUGUGAAGAUUAAGCUGGUGGCUCCUCCUCUUUAUGUCCUCACCACACAAACUCUUGACAAGGACCAAGGAAUAUCCAUCCUCACCAAUGCCAUCACGGCGUGCACUGAAGCAAUUGAAGAGCAGAAAGGGAAGCUUAUAGUGAAGGAGGCCCCAAGAGCGGUGAGCGAACGCGACGACAAGUUGCUGGCAGAUCACAUGGCUAAGCUGCGAAACGAGAAUGAGGAGGUGAGCGGCGAUGAAGAUAGCGAGGAGGAAGAAGAUACCGGAAUGGGAGAUGUGGAUGUAGAGAACGCCGGUCCGGGCAUAACCGAGUGA
Linum trigynum is the source of this 1029-nucleotide messenger RNA. NCBI's taxonomy places the organism in Eukaryota, Viridiplantae, Streptophyta, Magnoliopsida, Malpighiales, Linaceae. The record is from the annotation of a GenBank genome assembly.